UCAGGAGGUAGUUAUUGUGAGUGCUGUCCGGACACCAAUAGGAUCUUUCCAGAGUUCCCUUUUCUCACUGCCAGCCACUAACCUUGGUUCCAUUGCAAUUAAAGGAGCAAUAGAAAAAGCAGGCAUCCCUUCUCAAGAAGUGAAAGAAGUAUACAUGGGAAAUGUUAUCCAAGCUGGAGAAGGACAGGCUCCUGCAAGACAAGCGACCCUUGGUGCCGGCUUACCAGUUUCUACUCCUUGCACAACUGUUAACAAAGUUUGUGCUUCUGGAAUGAAAUCCAUUAUGAUGGCAGCCCAGAGCUUGAUGUGUGGAAGUCAGGAUGUGAUGGUGGCUGGUGGGAUGGAAAGCAUGUCAAAUGUCCCCUACACCAUGACCAGAGGAACAACACCUUAUGGAGGAGUAAAGCUUGAAGAUUUGAUUGUCAAAGAUGGCUUGACAGAUGUUUACAACAAGAUCCACAUGGGUAAUUGUGCUGAGAAUACUGCUAAGAAAUUUUCUAUAUCGCGGGAAGAUCAAGAUAAUUAUGCUAUAAAAUCCUAUACCAAAAGCAAGGAAGGUUGGGAAUCUGGAAUAUUUGCAAAGGAAAUUGUGCCUGUUACUAUUUCUCAAAAAGGGAAACCAGACACAGAGGUUAAAGAAGAUGAGGAAUAUAAGCGUGUUGACUUUAGUAAAGUUCCAAAGUUGAAGGCGGUUUUCCAAAAAGAAAAUGGAACAGUCACUGCUGCCAAUGCUAGUACUCUGAACGAUGGAGCAGCUGCUUUGGUACUGAUGACUUCAGAAGCGGCCAAAAGACUAAAUGUGAAGCCAUUGGCUAGAAUAGUAGGUUUUGCAGAUGCUGCUGUUGAUCCUAUUGAUUUUCCCAUUGCGCCAGCACAUGCUGUUCCUAAGAUACUUGCUCAGACAGGACUCAAAAAGGAAGAUAUUAAAAUGUGGGAAAUCAAUGAAGCAUUCAGUGUUGUUGUCCUAGCUAACAUUAAAAUGCUAGACAUUGACCCACAGAAGGUAAAUAUUCACGGAGGAGCAGUUUCUUUGGGACACCCGAUUGGGAUGUCUGGUGCAAGAAUAGUUGUUCACAUGGCUCAUGCCCUAAAACAAGGAGAACAUGGCCUUGCUGGGAUUUGCAAUGGUGGUGGUGGGGCCUCUGCAAUAUUGAUCCAGAAGUUAUAGGUUCUGCUCUCAAGUUCUAAGGCCCAAUUUAUGAAUAGCUGUUACAACCAUGAUUGGAACUGCAGUAUAAAGGAUUAGUUUCAGUCUGCCAUUGUUAAACAAAAUUAUGUCUUUUUAUUAUAGCAUGUUUUCAUGCAAAAUGUUUUUUAUAUCUUGGACUAUAAAACAUGUUAAUUAUUACCCAAUGCAGCAGCUAUCAUAACUACUUUAGAUACAUUUGUCCCACUCUCGUCACUGAAUUGUAGACAUUUUUUUGCUCUUCUCCCUUAGCCUCCUAGAAUGAGGGUAGUGGGUUGUACCAUGCGUAACUUUGCCCAAAAAACAACUGCUUGGUUGGAGGAAGAUAGUAUAGAAGUACCACCGGAUUAUGUUUCCACAAUUGGUAGAAAUAAACAAAAAAGAGCUAUUGAAUAAAUAUUUACCGUAUAACAAUAA
This is a messenger RNA of Ahaetulla prasina, 1603 nucleotides long. It is a transcript of the gene ACAT1, whose product is annotated as acetyl-CoA acetyltransferase 1. Gene Ontology annotation, biological process: fatty acid beta-oxidation. NCBI's taxonomy places the organism in Eukaryota, Metazoa, Chordata, Lepidosauria, Squamata, Colubridae. Gene Ontology annotation, molecular function: acetyl-CoA C-acetyltransferase activity. The transcript has 10 exons. The record is from RefSeq and is a predicted model, not a curated record. The coding region runs from base 155 to 1168 and encodes 337 amino acids.